AUGUCUGGCCUUGAAGUACUUGGAGUUGCCGCAAGCGUGAUACAAAUCGCAGACGUUGGAGCACGUGUUGCAGUCAAAUUAUACGUCUUUUCCAGGAAGAUCAAAAGCGCCGACAAGGAUAUCGACAGCAUCUCCCAAGACAUUGCCGCAACAGGCAAGGAGCUUCAGACAGAUGACAAUGCCGACCUCUGCACAAAAGACGCCCUUGCUACGGCUCAAAGGCCUGAUCGACAGCUACACUGCAAAGGAUCCAAUAAUUCGAUUGUCAUUGGCUGGAAGCGACGAGCCAAGUUCCCAUUCAUAGAGGCUCAGGUUGAAUUGCUGCGCUCAAAUUUGGAAAGAUUGAAGAGCUCUCUGCUGCUGAUGCUACAGGUGCUCACAUUCGCAGUACAAGCAAAGAGUCAUCGGGAAUUGGGUAGUUUGAGGGAUCAGAAAGCACUAGUCCAGACUCUAAUGAAGGAGAAGAAUGAUUCGGAGAAGAGGUAUAAGCUCGCGAGGAAGUCUAUUGAGUCAAGCACCGAAACAACCCCGGCCCAUGAAGCUGAACAAGAAGCUCUGCCAAGCUCUUCAGCCGUGAGCAAAGACAGGGACUCGGUCACAGUAGCGAAUCCAUUCAUAAGCACAGUGUUUGGCAGCGAAACGGCAGGGAGCCCAAAGGUGCCUGGAGAACCAUCAUUCGGUGCUAUUUCAACACCUCCGACCCUGAGGUAUCGCAACUUUGAAAUCCAGCAACAUGGAGCAGCAGUGCAGACCCUCCUUGCAGAGGUUGACGCUUUGAGAUACGAACUUACCCAUGGCUUCCGAGACAAGCUGCACCGUGGGAUAUUGGGUGCGCAUUGGGAGCAAUGGGCUCCAUUACGCAACCUAUAUGGUGACGAGGCUCUGAUGGAUGCUUUUGCUCAACAUCCAGAAGUGCACCCUAAUGAAACCGCGCUCAUGGCCGUUCGUAGUUCGAAUUCUGGAUUUCUCAGCUGGAAAUCGAAGCAGUACAGUCCGGCCACUGGAGCUCUGACUGGUGUAGACAAUAGGAGACCACAAGUGGCCGGCCCCCACACGCCCGUAACAUUCGGAGGUGCCCAGUCGGCUAAGCCAUCUAAAUCUGCCGAACGAGCAAAAUUCGUGUUUGAAGCAGACAUCGCGAAAGACAGCUUCAAGGUUGAAGCCUUGGUACAGGACCGUAAAGUCGCUCCCAGCGGGCCACCUCGAGUAGAGGCCACCGAAGCAAAAACUGAUCAGAUUGACGACCGGAUCAAGCUCAACAGCGAGUCGUUGGAAAGAAUUGGCGAGAACGCUCCACAAGAACACAAGGAAGCAGAUUCAACGGCUGCUAGUCCUUCGCCGGCUCCGGUGGCCGUAAACCCCAAAGUUGAGCUCUUCCGGCCUGGGCCAUCAAAUCCACGUCGUCAGGGGCAGAAUAUGGAGUUCUUCAAGAAACUACCAUCGAAAGGGUCUCGCAGCAGCAAAGUGCCUGCUCCAUCACAACGGCGGCCGGCUCCGCCAGUGCCAGUGCCCCCACCCUAUAAGCCAUCUGCCAGCCCGAAGAAACCUGAUCCAAUUCUUGCUAAGCUGAAAGAGGAGAAGGAUGCGGCCAGCAAUGAGAUAUAUGGUUCUGGAGAUGUUGAGACCAGAGGCGGUGAUUUUCACGGUGAGAUCGAAGACACCGAGUCCUUUGAUGCUUACCUCGUAAGAUGGACUGGGCUUUCCAAGGAAGAAUAUGGUGAUCUUGAGAUAUGA
Molecule: messenger RNA, 1734 nt
Organism: Exophiala viscosa
Lineage: Eukaryota; Fungi; Ascomycota; Eurotiomycetes; Chaetothyriales; Herpotrichiellaceae
Exons: 8
Coding region: 1-1734 (577 amino acids)
Biological process (GO): regulation of DNA-templated transcription
Source: RefSeq, a predicted model, not a curated record